CAUACCGCACGAAUAUGCAUAUCGUAUAUGCCAGCAAACUGCCACUUCUGCUUCUCAGGAGCUGGCUAUUACUGCUUGCAUCUCUGCUUCUCGUGCUUCUCGUGCCUCUCCAAUCUUCUUUGCGUCCGCCUGGCAGCUGGCUGAUCACUCCGGACGAUCGUUGUUGAGCAAGGCUCGGUUUACAUACAGUUCACGGUGAGCUCGACACAACUGGGGCCAGGGCGCUGCCCACGCAUAUCUUUUCCAAACGCCCACACCCAUCACUGGAUUCUGUCGAGCCAAAGCCAUGAGGAAGAAAGCGAGGACGAUGCCGUCCGUUCAGGCGGUCGAUUUCGACGCGCUCCCGUGCUCCGUCCAGAGAAAGUAUUUCUCAUCGCUAGAGCGGUUACAGAUCCAGCAGCAGUCGCUUGAAGAGGCCAGGCCGCCCAAGAGUUCUUCAGGCCCCUCGUCCUGCGCGACUUCGUUGCGAUUCCGCCCAGCACUGCCCUUGGGAUCACGACGUCGACAUCGCAACGUCGAAGCCGCCCACCAAGUCUCCCAGUCCGAGGUGGAUUUCUAUCUGUCGUUGCCUGAGAAAUUGCGGAAACAGCAUUUUUCGCGUGAGGAACAGGUGCUUUUUUUCGGAAGGCGCGAACAGGUGUUCCUUCCCCACGAUCGUUACAACGAGGGUUACCCUGACACCGAGCGAGCACGACAACGCUUCGACGACUUUCAUUUUGACUUUCACGACGAUUCCAGCACGAUUUCCACCCGACGAGGACGCCAGCGGACACGGUCUUCUUCAGCACAGUCUCUCAGCCCCAGUCAGGUGUCGCUCGAUUCUCCCACAAGAUUGUUUGAUCGACGGCAACAUCACACCACGUUAUCCACCACCACGCCGCAUUAUUACGAGAAGGAUCGAAAUAGUGAAAGUAGGCUGUUCUAUCUCAACAUGACGGGCCUCGAGUCGCAGAGCGUGCCGUCAACGCCCACGUGCAGACGGUCACGAGCAAUGUCACUCAACAUCCCCCUCAUCCACCAUUCAACAUCCUCCACAACACUCAUGCCGGACUCUCCGCUCUUCGCCCAGCGACCCAUUUCGCGCCACCAGCGAGCCCACUCCUCAGGCCUAACCGGACGGCGAUCCCCGCAAACAACCCCCAUCUUCGACCCAGAAGCCACGCACUACUCGGACCCGGAAGCGCGAAAAAAACUCCGCACCUACCUGGCCUCGCCGCAGAAAUUCGACGAAGCAAUCGAAUUCGGAUUCCCCUCGUCAGCCGGCAGCGACUCGACAACGCCGCACUACCAACUCCCGCCCGUGACCCACCACCACGCCCGCAAGUUCAGCCGCGACAUGCACUCGUUCCUGCGCAACGGCAAACUCUCCUUCCUCGAAGACCACCCCAAGCCCGACGCGGAGAACCAGGGCCUAGACUCCGACGGCGAUUCCACCGCGGACCCAGACUCGCCCGCCACGCCCUCCAGCAGCACGGGCGCAUCCUUCCGCGUCCACUCCAGACACCUAUCGUACAACUCCUCCCCGCUCAGCUCGCCGGGCUUGCCCCCGCCCCUGAACAGGGAAAUGACGCUCCGCAUGACGCUCACGCGCCCGGAUCUGCGCGCCGACGACGACGUGCUGUAUGGCUGGCAGACUGCGCUGCCUAAGGCGGGGAAAGAUGAUCCCCUUGCGCUGGAGGAUUUGGUGCUUACGGAUGAUAUGACGGGGACGACGGGCGCGUUUUAUGUUAAGCCUAAGCCGAAGGGGAAUCUUGUCGCAAGGUUGUUGAAGCGCGCUAGUUUGAAGGCGCGGUGAGAUGGGAUGUGUGUGGGUUCGUGCGGAUGUGGGUGGAUUGACGACGGUGGGAGAUCUAACACCCUCAAAUCCCAGUAUUCUGGAAGUUGGGAGGGAGGGAGCUGUCACGGUCUUUGUGGGUAAGCAACUUUCCACCUCCUUUUUUCUUUCUCUUUCCUUUCUUUCUUUCUCAUGUCCUCUUUGUUCUCCAUUUCGACACCGCGUGCCAGCGAGCGAACGAGCGAGUCUAUUGCAUUUUAGCGGGUGAUUUUUAGCUACGACGACGACAAUGACAACGAUGACGAUGAGGGUUGUGAUGUGUCCUGUACGAUAGAAUGGGGGAGGGGGUAUAUGCAUGGAUCGGCGUAUUUUGUUUGUUUUGUUUAUUCGAUCUGAUUUGAUCUGGUUCGUCGAGAGGUAGGGGUGGUGGUGUAGUAGUAUGGAGCACACAAGAUGUGCGAGUGAAAUUGCAUAUACUCGGUCUUGUUUAGUAGAUAUGAAGAUUUUAUGCUCUGA
This is a messenger RNA of Dothidotthia symphoricarpi CBS 119687, 2290 nucleotides long. RefSeq lists its product as uncharacterized. The record is from RefSeq and is a predicted model, not a curated record. The transcript has 2 exons. The coding region runs from base 308 to 1795 and encodes 495 amino acids. Lineage: Eukaryota; Fungi; Ascomycota; Dothideomycetes; Pleosporales; Dothidotthiaceae.